This is a messenger RNA of Suillus plorans, 5244 nucleotides long. Its product is annotated as ABC protein. The record is from RefSeq and is a predicted model, not a curated record. Gene Ontology annotation, cellular component: membrane. Gene Ontology annotation, molecular function: ATP binding; ABC-type transporter activity; ATP hydrolysis activity. Lineage: Eukaryota; Fungi; Basidiomycota; Agaricomycetes; Boletales; Suillaceae. The transcript has 42 exons. Gene Ontology annotation, biological process: transmembrane transport. Bases 381 to 4844 code for a protein of 1487 amino acids.
GUACUAGUAUGACGUUCAUGAACUUCUUCGGUAUGAGGGAGGUGCUACCUCUUGAUAUAUAAUAUCACAGAAUAUCCGAGUCUUCUGGCCAGCUGCAAGCCUCGGUGCCGAAUUACAGCGACUUCCAUCGACGACACGCUUUCAUAGAGUUCAACUAGGAAUUCAGGCCGCUCGAUGCAAAACAACUACGAGCAAGCUGAGAUACUGGCGGCGGUCACUUGUCUGGCAUAGACCUUGAUCCUCAGCUCUCUUCCUGGGUCACAAGUAUUCUUCAGCCCUCGUGUCUCACUGGACGUUUGAUGGAGUGACAGGUGACCUAGGUGACCGUGAGGUUUCUUCAAGCUAGCUUACACGGCACGCCUCAUGCUUAUCUUCAUGUAAUGACAAUGUGUAUUUAUAAUAGGCCGAUGGUGCUCCGAAUCUUCCUCAGCAAGCCUGGCCCAGUAUUCGCUGUUCCCAUCUCGUUCCGUAUGAACUCCCAACUGUCAGAAGAAUCUACGAAGGGGGACAAGGAAAAGGUUGAGGAGAUCAAAGGAGCCAACCCUCAACCUUUAAACCUUCAGCUUGACACUGGUGAUGAGUAUACCAACUUUCGUCGAAAAUGGUGGCAGUUGUGGUUACCUAAGGACCCGCCACCUCCAGCUCCCCCGUCUCUGGAGGAUGCAGCGCUGACGCCUUUGGCCAAUGCUUCCAUUUUCUCUCAGCUCACCUACUCCUGGGUCACAGAUAUAACGAUUCUCGGAUAUCAGCGCACACUACAAGCAUCUGAUCUAUACAAAAUGGAUCCAUCCCGAGAGUCAGCCGUCCUCGCCACUAAACUUGAAGCUGCAUGGCAGCAGCGUGUUAAGGCAGCAGCCGAAUGGAAUGCACGACUUGAGAGUGGGGAGCUCAGACCGUCUCUCCUCAAACGUACCGGCUGGGCCAUGCGUGCAAUUUCAAGGAAUGACCAGAAACAAGGCGCGACUUGGUCUGAGCGAUAUGCAGCAUCUCAGAACCGUUGGCGAGAAUCCGAAGGGCGGAAAGAGGCCAGCCUCGCUUGGGCUUUGAAUGAUGUCUUUCGUGGGAUGUUCUGGAUUGGAGGUAUAUUCAAGGUCUUUGGUGAUACUGCGCAGCUCAUGGGUCCAAUUGUCCUUCGGCAAAUCAUUCUCUUUGCGCAGGAGCGUUCCGCUGCAAUCAUUGCAGGAACACCUGGCCCUAAUAUCGGUCGUGGAGUUGCCAUGGCCUUUGGGCUCUUUGGGCUCACUGUGGUGGCCAGCAUCUGCACCCACCAGUUCUUUUGGCGUUCGAUGGCAACAGGGGUUCUGGCCAGAGCCGCGCUGAUAACAUGUAUUUACGAGCGUGGAGUGAACCUGACGGGCAAAGCGCGCGUUAAAAUCAACAACGCUACGCUCGUGAAUCAUAUUUCUACUGAUGUGAGCAGGGUUGACGCGUGUGCGCAGUGGUUCCAUGCAGCCUGGACCGCGCCUAUUCAGGUCACAGUUUGUUUAAUCAUUCUCUUGACUGAACUCGGGCCAUCUGCACUCGCUGGUUUCUCACUGUUCAUACUCAUGAUUCCGAUUCAACAGUGGUUAAUGACACUGCAACAUCGUAUUCGCUUAGUGUCAAUGCAGUGGACUGAUCAACGAGCUAAAGUUCUGCUAGAAGUACUUGGGGCUAUGCGGGUCGUCAAGUACUUUUCAUACGAGGUUCCUUUCCUUCAAAGAAUUUUCGACCUUCGAAAGAAGGAACUGCAUGGUAUUCGAUGGAUUCUUCAUCUAACUUCGGCGAACUUGGCGCUCGCGACUUCGCUGCCAGUCCUCGCUACCACACUAGCUUUCGUCACGUACACCCUCACAGCCCAUGACUUCAACGUUGCUGUCAUAUUCAGUUCGCUGAGUUUGUUCCAGCUUCUCCGGCAACCAAUGAUGUUCAUGCCUCGUGCUCUAUCGGCUAUCCCCGAUGCAUCCAGCGCGCUUCAGCGGCUCACACGGGUGUUCCACGCGGAGCUUAUUUCCGAAAAUACACUCUUGAUUGACAAGGACCAAGAACUCGCGCUUUUGACGAAGGACGCAACAUUUGAGUGGGAGUCCUAUGAAAGAGAUUCUGGUGAGGCUUUUAGCUCGAAGGGUGUACGCGGCGGUCCAUCGAGGGGUAAGGGCAGGAGUGUGAAAGAGGACAUGGCGAAGGAAAAGCCUGCUCCUGGAAAAGAUACACCUCCUUUCCAGGUAAAGAAUGUGACCAUGACAAUUCCACGAGGUCAACUUGUUGCUGUAGUUGGGCCUGUUGGGAGCGGCAAGUCCAGUUUAUUGCAAGGACUGAUAGGUGAGAUGAGGAAGGUCUCCGGGCAUGUCUCGUUUGGCGGUCGCGUUGGAUAUUGUCCGCAGACCGCAUGGAUCCAGAAUGCUACAUUGCGUGAUAAUAUUACUUUUGGUCAACCAUUCGAGGAGGACAGAUACUGGCGCGUUAUUGAAACCGCUUGUCUACUUCCAGAUCUCCAACUGCUCCCAGAUGGGGAUUUGACUGAGAUCGGAGAAAAGGGAAUCAAUCUCAGCGGUGGCCAAAAGCAGAGAGUCAACAUUGCUCGUGCCCUGUACUUUGAACCUGAAAUCGUCAUAUUUGAUGACCCACUCUCAGCAGGCGAGCUAUUGGACGCUCAUGUCGGAAAGUCGUUAUUCCAAGAUGCCAUCGUGGGUGCCCUGCGAAAUCGCGGCAUUACCGUCAUUCUGGUCACGCAUGCGAUCCACUUCCUCUCCCAGGUAGAUUACAUCUAUACCCUGAACAACGGCGUCAUCACAGAGAGUGGAACCUAUGAGGAUCUGGUCUCUCAAGGUGGUGAUUUUGCGCGUUUGGACCUAGAGUUCGGUGGCCAUACGUCGGAGGGGGAAGAUGCAGACCAGGAAGACCAGGAAGUCACUCCGCAGACAGGCAUUACGAUCGAGGAUGUGAAGCUGAAGUCAGAAAGAGCCAGAGAACGGGCUUCUGGCAGUGGGAAACUCGAAGGUCGCUUGAUCGUCAAAGAGAAGCGGUCGACGGGCUCUGUGUCCUGGGGAGUGUACUGGACAUACUUGGCUGCGGGACGCGGUUCAAUAACAGUUCCCCUGCUUGUUCUCUUCAUGCUUGCGAUGCAGGGAAGCCAGAUCUUGAACUCGUACACGCUAGUUUGGUGGGAGGCCAACAAAUUCGACAGACCAAAUUCGUUCUAUCAAACGCUGUACGGCUGUCUAGGGAUUGCUCAAGCGAUCUUCAUGUGCUUGCUUGGUGCUGGAAUGGAUUUCAUUUCAUAUUAUGCAUCUCAAAGCCUGCACCACAAGUCCGUACGCAACGUCUUCCAUGCGUCUAUGUCCUUUUUUGACACUACACCUAUGGGCCGAAUCCUAAGCAUUUUUGGCAAAGAUAUCGACGGUAUCGACAAUCAACUACCACAAUCAACGAGAUUGCUUGUCAUCAUGCUGUCCAGCGUGAUUGGCUCUGUCAUCAUCGUUUCUAUCCUUGAACCGUACUUUGUUAUUGCUGUGUUCUUCAUUGCUAUCGGUUACGGCUACUUUGCUGCCUUUUAUCGAGCUGGUGCUCGCGAAGUCAAGCGUCUGGACUCUAUGCUUCGCUCUCUUCUGUAUGCCCACUUUUCGGAGACCUUAACAGGACUGCCCACAAUCCGCAGCUACGGAGAAAUGAAGAGGUUUAUUGCUGCCAAUAGAUACUACAUUGAUCUGGAGGACAGAGCUCUAUUCCUCGUGGUCACGAACCAGAGGCAAGUAACCUUCAAAUGGCUUGCAAUGAGGUUGGACUUCAUGGGAGCCAUAUUAGUUUUCCUUGUUGCUCUUCUCGCGGUGAUCGACGUCUCCGGGAUAAACGCCGCUCAGAUAGGGUUGGUGUUGACGUAUACCACCUCGCUGUCGCAAAUGUGUAGUCUGGUAACCAGACAGACAGCAGAUGUUGAGAAUUACAUGAAUUCAGUGGAGCGAUUGGUACAGUACGUCGCAGGCGAUACGGUACCUCAAGAGGCUCCGUAUGAGAUCGAAGAACGAGGGCCCCCGACGCAAUGGCCUGAACAUGGUGCCGUCGAAUUCAACGACGUUAAGAUGGCUUACAGGCCGGGCCUUCCCAACGUAUUGAAGGGCAUCUCCAUCAAGAUUAGGGGAGGCGAAAAGAUAGGCGUCGUUGGAAGGACUGGUGCUGGCAAAUCUUCGUUGAUGCUUGCACUGUUUCGAAUUGUUGAGGUGUCUGAUGGUUCAAUCACUAUUGAUGGUGUCGAUAUAUCCACACUUGGUCUUAAAGAUCUCCGCUCCAAGAUUUCGAUUAUCCCACAAGACCCCCUUCUAUUUAGCGGGACCAUACGCUCCAACCUGGAUCCAUUCUCUCAACACAGUGACGCGGUGCUAUGGGAUGCGCUGCAUCGAUCUUGUCUGCUUGAUUCUAGUACCACCUCGAAACAGUCAUCUUCUAGUGAUGGCGUCGGGAGCGAGCAAGCUCCCACCAAUCGCUACGACCUUGACAGUACUAUUGAGAGUGAGGGAGCGAAUCUCAGCGUUGGGGAGAGAUCUCUGCUCAGUCUGGCUCGUGCGUUGGUGAAAGACUGCAAAGUCGUUGUGCUUGAUGAGGCCACAGCCUCUGUCGAUCUCGAUACUGAUAGCCAGAUCCAGCACACUAUCCAGACGGAAUUCCAGGAUCGCACGCUACUUUGUAUUGCCCACCGACUUCGUACUAUCAUUUCAUAUGACCGGAUUCUGGUUCUUGACGCUGGCCUUGUUGCUGAAUUUGAUACUCCAUCCAAUCUUUUCAAAAUGGAAGGUAGCCUUUUCCGCGGAAUGUGUGAGAGGAGCAAUAUCUCGUUGAAAGAUAUACUAGAGUCGAGUAAACAGCUUUAGAUGGCCAAGUCUGUUGAUUUCUUUUCAUAUUGCAUACAAGUCACUGAUAGCGGAAGAGCCGCCUACAUUUCCAAAAGCCUUUCGGAACUGUGGACAGUCGUGCUUUUGAUUUCGACAUCAUGCAGUACGGCAUUGCAGUGUGCAGGUAUCUCUUGUAAUUCUAAAGGUCAGGAGGUGAACAGAUCGCUUUCUUGAAUAAUCAUCACGACAGAUCCUCGACCAAAUGUGUCCUCUCUGCAGACCACUUGGCAAGUAUCGCCCUACACAGUAUUGCUAGUUGGUACAUGUACACGCUCCCGGAAGACAAUCGAAGCCAUGCUAGUUUCGCCGUCGGAGUCAGCGACGAGUUUUGCGUGAUAUUCUCGAACACUAAGGAUGAGGCGUCCUCCCAGUAUCUGCA